Messenger RNA from Trichogramma pretiosum, 909 nucleotides. RefSeq names its product survival motor neuron protein (gene Smn). Gene Ontology annotation, biological process: mRNA processing. The coding region runs from base 126 to 869 and encodes 247 amino acids. Gene Ontology annotation, cellular component: nucleus; cytoplasm. Lineage: Eukaryota; Metazoa; Arthropoda; Insecta; Hymenoptera; Trichogrammatidae. The record is from RefSeq and is a predicted model, not a curated record. Gene Ontology annotation, molecular function: RNA binding. The transcript is spliced from 6 exons.
UCAGCUGACAAGAUGAUGUUUUGUUGAUUUAUACGAUUAUUAAUUACUCUAUACCACAUUUUCAUAGAAAAUGUUGAUCAUUUUUAGAAAUUAAGCGUAAAACUGUUAUAAAAGUCGUAUUUAAAAUGUCUCAAGAAGAUAAUGUGUUAUUCGUGAGAAGUGGUGAAACGUCUGUGGACGACGUGUGGGACGAUUCAGCACUCAUCAAGGCCUAUGACAGAGCUAUCAACUUGGCGAAAGAAGAAGUCUCCAAACGCCUGGGCGUUGAGAGCCAAACAGACACGCGUAAACAAAAGAAAGCCCACUCAAAAAAGCAAAAUCAACAACAAAAACAAAUGCAAAAAAAAUGGGUAGUUGGUUCUCCUUGCCGUGCAAUAUAUUCAGAGGAUGGAGAAUACUACGAGGCAGUUAUAACAAAAAUUUUUGAAAAUACUGGCACUUGUACAGUAAAAUUUAUAGGGUAUAAUAAUAAGGAAACAGUUGAACUUUGUGCUUUGAUUGAAUCGGAUGGUCUACAAAGUCAAAUCGCCCAACAAAAAGAGGCAACGACGUCUCAAGAAGAAAAUUCAAAUUCAAUGGAGUAUGAACAAACUCAAAAAGUGAAUGGUUUUCAUGUCAAUGACAGUGAUAUAGUAAAUGAAUCUAAACUAUUUAAUAACAUGUACAUGACAGCACCUUCAUUCAAUCCACCAAUGAGUUCUAUACCACCAGCACCACCACUGCCUCCACAACUAAUGGCUCGUUUGCCUGAGACUGAUGCAGAUGCCCUCUCAAGUAUGUUAAUGUCUUGGUACAUCAGUGGUUUUCAUACAGGUUAUUACCAUGGUUUGAAACAAGCUAAAAGUAAUCAAGAACAGAAAAAAAAGUAGUUAUAGAAAUUUAUGAAUAAUAAGUUAUUUUUGAAACAAA